AUGUCUAGUGAUGUUCUAGACUUCAUAAAACCAGCAACUUACGGAGAUGCGGCUACGCUGUUAUUUAUUGCCCCUGACCCUUACCAGCACAUCUGGUAUGAGAGGCCGCAAGCCGACGACGCUAAGGGCAGUACAUCGAGGACGACAAGAAACAUCGCCGAGAGAUUAGGUGAACUGAAUAGAGAAGUGGUUAUCUUCUGGAGUUCACAGUCAGGAACAGCGGAGGGCUUCGCAAACCGCUUAGCGCGGGAACUCCACCAAAGGUUUCGUCUCGAGGCCCUGUCAGCGGAUCUCUCAGAUUUCGAUCCUGAGACCAUAGCGCAGAUAGCAAAGGACAAGACGACUCAGUUCUUUCUAUUGCGUGAAACCUCGCUCUCAACCCUUCGUUAUGCCGUUUUUUAUCUCGGCAACAGCGACUACAAGUACUACAAUCGCGUGGCAGAUGUGAUCGACCAAGCCCUGCGGGAGACCGGAGCCGAGCAGCUCCUACCUAUGUACACGGCUGACGAUGCGCACGGCACCACUGAGGAAGACUUCGUCGCUUGGCAAGAUCAACUCUUAGUGUUUUUAGGAAAGCAUCUUGGGCUCGAGGCCCGCGGACUUGAGUACGAACCAGUUUUCAAAGUGGUCGAGGACGAAUCAUUCGAACCUCAAGACCUAAAUAUGGGCAAGUAUGUUGAAUCAAGACACGACCUUGGCAAAUCCGCGGCCGGCAACAGCCCCAUCCGACCGCUGAAGGUGAAGGCAACCCGAGAACUAUUCACCAACUCAACCCGUGAUUGCUUGCAUUUUGACGUCGAAAUCACAAACCAGCCUAAAAUGGAUUAUAAGACGGGCGACCACAUGGCCGUCUGGCCCAUGAACCCCAAGGACGAGGUGAAGCGCUUCCUUCUCGUAUUGGGGUUGUCUGCACGUCGACAUGUGCCGAUCAGUAUAUUGUCCCUCGACAAAGGCAGAAAGGUUCAGGUACCAUCGCCGACUACCAUCGAGACACUUUUCACACACUACCUCAAAAUUAGCGCCCGUGCGGCGAAAUCAUUUCUGCUUGAAGUGAGCAAAAACCGUGACAUUUUCGCACAAUUCAUCGCAUCGGCCCAUAUCAACCUUGGAAGACUACUGGAAGUGGCUUUGGCCCAGGGAGACUCGGCCGCCUGCUCGUCAGUUCCGAUAUCAUUCUUGAUUGAGGUCAUCCCACGAAUGCAGCCCAGACUCUAUUCCAUCUCAUCGUCUAGCAUCGUUGCCCCACGCGCACCUUCGAUCACUGUGGGCGUGAGCAGCACGGAGAUGACCCCGGGGAUAUCGAUUCCAAGCCUCGCUUCGAACUACCUCCACAAGCUCUCGCAAUUAUCUGCCGCGAGCGAAGCGUCGACACACCCUGCGGGUCUAACGUACAGCCUGUCCAAGCCCGGGGACACCCUGAAGAACAGCCACCUCUUCGCGCACAUAAUACGGUCGAAGUUCAAGCUUCCGGCGCAAGGCUCUUGUCCGAUCAUCAUGGUAUCAGCAGGCACAGGCAUCGCACCAUUCCGGGGCUUUAUCUCCGAACGAUCCCGGCUGCAUGCCAUGGGCAGGCCCGUGGGCGAUAUGGUGCUGUUCCACGGCUGUCGUCAUCCCGUGGAGGAUAAUAUCUACGAGCCGGAGCUUGAGGGGCUCCGGACGAGCCUGCAGGGUAGACUGCGCAUUAUCAGGGCAUUCUCGCGGCCUGUUGGCAGCAAGAAGGUUUACGUGCAGGAUAGGGUGCAGGAGGAGAGUGAUGAAGUUAGAAGGUUGUUGGCGGACGAUGCAUCCGUAUGUGUCUGUGGUUGGGUGAGCAUGGCACGGGAGGUCGAGAGGACGGUUACCGAAAUGUGGCGGAAAGAGAAGGACAUAGACAACAGUACAACGAAGGGGUGGAGCAAUAGGAUGAAGCGCAAUCGGAAGUGGCAGGAAGACGUGUGGGUUUGA
This is a messenger RNA of Truncatella angustata, 1944 nucleotides long. RefSeq lists its product as uncharacterized. The transcript has 5 exons. Gene Ontology annotation, molecular function: FMN binding; NADPH-hemoprotein reductase activity; flavin adenine dinucleotide binding. The coding region runs from base 1 to 1944 and encodes 647 amino acids. The record is from RefSeq and is a predicted model, not a curated record. Gene Ontology annotation, cellular component: cytosol. NCBI's taxonomy places the organism in Eukaryota, Fungi, Ascomycota, Sordariomycetes, Amphisphaeriales, Sporocadaceae.